Messenger RNA from Quercus lobata, 1594 nucleotides. RefSeq names its product DUF620 family protein (DUF620). The transcript has 3 exons. The record is from RefSeq and is a predicted model, not a curated record. The coding region runs from base 232 to 1368 and encodes 378 amino acids. Lineage: Eukaryota; Viridiplantae; Streptophyta; Magnoliopsida; Fagales; Fagaceae.
UAGGCAAUACAAAACUCUCCCUCCCCUCCUUCUCAUUACCAGUUCUCAUUUGCAUAUACAUACAAAAUCACCUGCUCCAUUCAAUCCCAACAUCAAGUUUAUGGUGAGAAAGAGGAAGGUAAUUACCAUUUUGUAAUUAGGAUUACCUUUCCUCUUUCUCCUUAAUUUUUUUUCUUUCUUUCUCGGUGCCUUUCAUAACAUUCUUCAUAAUUCACAUACAACUUAUAAGUCAUGUUUAUUUCCAUGAGGAAACUGUGUCCAAAUUAUGAUAAGGAAGAUGGGCUUGAUACCGUGCUGGAGGUUCCUAUACCUGAGGAAAUGUUCACCAACAUGGGCAGCAAUGGCGCGCUGCGUUGGCAAAAUUUGCGUGCUUUGAUGAGAGCUCAAGGUGUAGAUAAAUCAACACAUCUUGCGGCUGCAUCAAACAAUGAAUUUAUGGCAUUGCUAAAGCUUGUUGGUACUCCUCUCAUCCCUUUUCAAGUCCAACCAGACCAACCGUUAACCCGCCCCAUCAAAGAUUGUUCGAUUGAAGCUUCUACAGCGAAAUAUAUAGUACAACAGUAUGUAGCCGCUACUGGGGGACAAGCAGCAUUAAAUUCAGUGAAAAGCAUGUAUGCAGUGGGACAAGUGAAGAUGGUUGGGUCGGAAAUGCACCAAGGUGAUGUUAGUUUGCAUACCAAAGGCAAUUGUGAGGUUGGUGGAUUCGUUUUAUGGCAAAAGAACCCGGAUUUGUGGUAUUUGGAAUUGGUUGUUUCUGGUUUCAAGGUCAGUGCAGGUAGUGAUGGCAAGGUAGCUUGGAAUCAGUCUUCUUCUCAACCUUCUCAUGCUAAUAAAGGUCCUCCAAGGCCUCUGCGCAGGUUCUUCCAGGGAUUGGACCCCAGGUGUACAGCUAACUUGUUCCUAGAUGCAGUGUGCAUUGGAGAGAAAACCAUAAAUGAUGAAGACUGUUUCAUACUCAAGCUCGAGACUGCUCCACUUCUCCUCAAAGCACAAUGUACACCCAACACUGAAAUUGUCCACCACACAGUUUGGGGCUAUUUCAGCCAACGUACAGGACUCCUUGUCCAAUUCGAGGACACAAAGCUAGUAAGAAUGAAGUCCAUUAAAGGAAAUGAUAGUGUGUUUUGGGAAACAAGCAUGGAAUCGAUGAUCCAAGAUUAUAGAUACAUUGAUGGGAUUAAUAUAGCUCAUGGUGGUAGAACUAAUACCACGUUGUAUAGGUAUGGAGAGGCGUUUCAUCACAGGCGGAAGAUUGAGGAGUCCUGGAGAAUCGAAGAGGUUGAUUUUAAUAUUUGUGGUUUGUCCAUGGAUUGCUUUUUGCCUCCUUCUGACCUUAAGAGAGAACAAGAUGGAGAACAAGGAGUUUGAUUUGUUUUGCUAUAACAACUUAACGAGAAUAUAAGUACAAGAAAAAAAGCUUGACGUACAAAAUUGCAUGUACAUAUAGGUGAAUUGGAAAUUUUUUGUCUUUUGUCGGUUUUUUUUUUUCACUUUUGAAUUGUUUUGGUUUUGUAACUCCAGUUAGUGAGGAAUUGAGGAUCAAGCUUUAGGAGACUUGAUAAAUAUGAAACCAGAUAGAAGUAUAGAACUUGAA